AUGGAUGAAGGAGAGACUAAAACAUGCCAAAACUGCAAGCGCGAGAUUCCGGCGGUGAACUAUACAAUCCACUCUGUGCACUGUGCGCGCAAUUUCCGGAUGUGUCCCGUCUGUAAGGAGCCCGUGCCGUUCGCGGAACUGGAAAACCACCAUGACAAAAUGCACAAACUACUGCCCUGUAAGCAGUGCGGAGACAAAGUAUGCGGAACUGACAUGGAAGAUCACAUAAGGGAUUCGUGUGCCCACACAGUAAAAUCAUGCAGGUUCUGCGAGUUGGAGCUGUCACGUCGCGAGCUUCCUCUUCACGAGGGUUACUGCGGCGCCAGGACCGAACAGUGUCCAGACUGCAAAGAGUGGGUCAUGCUCAAGUACAGACAGUUGCACAUCGACUCAAACCAUGGGUUUCUGCGGCUCGACGAUGACCCCAUCCCAGUACCCAAACGAGAACCAGCGAAGACCACAAACGUACCCAAACUGGGAGACUGGCCCAAACUGCCUACACCCAGUAACGCCUUCAACAGACCCAGUCCAUCUACAAGCAAAGUAUACAACGACAGGGCUCCGAAUAAUGGUUAUCUAAAAAACAUAAAUUUGACUCAAGACCAACCUAGAACCGAAAUAAGAUACUUCAAUAAUCCUACCACAACGGAGGAUCCCGGUCCUGGUACUUCUGGGUUAAACACAGAUGCUAAUAUGUCCAGACCUCAAGGCAAUACGAAUGUUAAAUUGCAGUCAAAGAGGAAUAAUAAUGAACCACAAGAAAACGUGAUGCCGAUGGAAAAUAAUGUUAUUAAAGAUUUGCCUUCAUCCUGCGGUGCAGUUAAGAAGCGUCCAGCACCUAAGCCUCCUUGCACGAACCCAUCUGCAACCAAUUCAUCUUCAACUGCUGGUUACAGUGGCUCAUCUGCUACAGCAUCUACCAGUCCCUUUACUUCUACACCUGCCUUUAAACCUUCAGUUGCGGCUUCAAAUGCAUUCUCAUCUCCUGGCCCUAGUGUAUUAUCUGCAACAACUCCUAGUGUAAAUUCAACUGGAACCAACACUUCAACAACUACUGCAUUCACCGGUUCACCGCAAAGAACCUUCGGAGGCUCUUCUACAGCCCUAAGUAGAGUCUCAAACGCUACACCUUUUGGUGGUUCCCGAGCAGUCCUAACAGAAAGGGACUUGGCCUACCAAAGUGCUUUGCGACGCAAACAGGAAGAAGAGAAACGCCUGAAAGAAAUUAACGCUUAUAACUUGUCCGUUGGAUUGCCUCCAGUUCUUAACCCUGCGGAAAAGAUAGACAGGCUUCGUAAAAUGGACGCAUUACACAACCGGGAAAUAUCAGACCCGAAUCAGAAGAAAUAUCUCCAAGGAUGGGCACGUCCAGUGCAAAGUAAUAUAGGUCAUGUGCUUGGGUACUCACAAAGUAAAAUUAUAAAUAUGCCACAAGAUGCAGAGGUAGAAAACAGACAGGACGACUUCAGAAAUCUCAAACCUAUGACACCGGAAGAGUUUAUGAACAGGUUUCAAGAGCUGCAGCUUGGAAAGAAUUCUAGGGAUGGUGGAGAGCCGCCAAUCAGAGAGGAUAGGGGAGAUAGGUUCAGCGAAAUUAAGUCCUCUUUAAAGGAAUUGAGGAGAGGCUUAAAUGAGGUGACAGCCCCAUACAACGUAAAUAUGAACAGUAAUAAUAAUAACGGCAAUGAAAGAGGUAACGAUAGAUUGCAGCAGCGUGUAAGAGAUGAGCUAGAAGCAAGAGUUAGUUCUGACGACGACGACACAGAUGAAGACGAAUCGGAAGAUGAUGAGGCAGCUGGGGGAGUAGAGGAGUUGCAAAAUGUGCAGCUGCCUUGUGAGUUCUGCGGAGUGCCCAUAAUAGCCGAGGAUUUGGUACAACAUCAGACUGGCUGCAGACCGGACUUGGCUCAGUGCCGCCGUGCUCGGCGGCCGUCGCCUCCACUGGAUAACGCUCACAUAGAACCCGUGAUCCCUUGUGAGUUCUGCACAGAAUCCCUGCCUCUCAACCUCAUCAGCCAACAUCAGGAGCGCUGCGGCAGGGAAGCCAACUUAUUCUUCCCCGACUGA
Messenger RNA from Parnassius mnemosyne (clouded apollo), 2067 nucleotides. Lineage: Eukaryota; Metazoa; Arthropoda; Insecta; Lepidoptera; Papilionidae. The record is from the annotation of a GenBank genome assembly.